Purpureocillium lilacinum is the source of this 327-nucleotide messenger RNA. Lineage: Eukaryota; Fungi; Ascomycota; Sordariomycetes; Hypocreales; Ophiocordycipitaceae. The record is from RefSeq and is a predicted model, not a curated record.
AUGCCUCCGUACACAGCACCAGCGUGGGGCGAGAGGGGGCGGGACGCUUGGGUGACCACGGAUGAGGCUUGUGCGAGUAAAGGGUGGCUGGCAAAUGGCUCGAAAGAUGCGGAAACUCUGCAGCUUGAAGCUUCCCUAGGCACUUGUGGCGUUGGCGGCUUUCACAUUGCGUGUCGGUCGAAGCCCGAGGGUCUUGAUGGGCAUUGCCACACGCAAAUCAGCUGUAAGGCGAAGCUACGCGCUCCAAUUCUAUGCGGUACUGGGAUCAAAGCUGCAUCACGACUAUAUGCAGAGUAUGAGUUGCUGCGCCUUCUCUUCGUGGCUUGA